Messenger RNA from Thecamonas trahens ATCC 50062, 1617 nucleotides. RefSeq lists its product as uncharacterized. Lineage: Eukaryota; Apusomonadida; Apusomonadidae. The transcript has 2 exons. Bases 1 to 1617 code for a protein of 538 amino acids. The record is from RefSeq and is a predicted model, not a curated record.
AUGGGCCUGAUCAACCUCCCGACCGAGCUCCUCCACGCCAUUGCCUAUCACACUCAGUUACUUACCAUUGCGGAUGUCAACGCAUCGCUGCUCACUCAGACACUUGCUGCUGCUAUGGUUCACGAUGUCGACGCUGGUGUGUGGCAAGAUCGUCUCAUUGACGCCUGUCUCGCGCAUCCCUACUUCCACGUCGGUCACUCGGCCUGCCUCGUCCUCCGCAGGGCCGCCACACUCGGCAAUGUCAGGGUCGUUGCCGCCGUGGCCGGUCAUCCGGCUGCUGAUCUGCGCAAGUGCCGCUCGCAGGCCAUCUACGGUGCUGUCGACAACGGUCAUGUCGAUGUCGUCGCCCUCUUUCCGCACUUUCGAGGCAACGCCUUCCAUCCGUUUCCGGUUCACCUCAUCGCGCGCGCCAUCAGCAAGGGCAUUGCCCCGAUGGUUCACAAGCUUACCAGCAUGGCCUCGCGACACCAGCUUGACAGCGUCCGACUUGUUGUGAAAAGCUCUCUGCUGGGCGCGCCGCGCAUGGCGUUCGUCCAAGGCGCUAUUGACAUUGCGCCUGACGCCAUCCGGGCCGUCUUUGAGCACGUCCCCACCGCCACCAUCGACGCUGCACUUCCCAUGCUCUGCCUCCCUGCCCUGCUCCAAGCCGAUGCUGCAGCCAUCAUGGCUCGUGUUGCUCCGCACCAUGCAGCUGUCUUUGCCGCCGCAACAUCCGGCAAUCUUCCGGCCUUGAGGUGUGCGCUCGACAACGCAAGCGAGGUUACAUGCCCGGACCUCCUUGACACCGCCCUGAGCCUGGCCAUGGCAUGCGGCCAUGUAGAGGCGAUGGACAUGAUUGCGGAUGUCCUCCCGAUGCCUCUGCUGAACAUCAUUCCCCAGGCGUUGCUCAUCGCUGUCGGGCGCAGCCAUCUGCGCACCAUCGAGCGCUUGGCCGACAUCGCUCGACCCGUCUUUACCACCUCUGUCACGGCAUCCCUAUUCCAGGCAGCUGUGGCCCUCGGCUACAUCGAAUGCGUUGACUUUUUGAUUCAACGUAUGGAUGCUUGGCACCCGAACAGGUGUUACUCGCACGGGACGCUCGUCGCAGCCGCUAUCCGAUCUGGCUCGGUCGCCACCUUUGAGCGCGUCUCCAACUUGCCUGACUUCAAUACCACCGCUGUCAUGCGGGCUGGGCGGGAUAUGUUCUCGAUACUCGUUCGCACAGACGGAUAUGAUAUGCUCAAUGCGAUUGCCGACUUUGCUGCCCGCAACGCCUCGCUUGCCGAGCACACCAACUUCUUCUUCUUCUCCAUGACCGUCGCCAUGUCCUUUGCCGAUUGCGUCGAUCGUGGACACGCGCCCGACCUUGCCGCCGUUCUCUCCCGUGCCGCCAUCCCGCGUACCGUCUUUACUCGCCUCCUAGCCUCUUUGUUUAUCACCGAUGUCCAAGCAGCCGCCAUCCAUGCCGUCCUUGCUCUCUACGACGCCAACAAGCCAAACCUCGACGCCCCCCCGGGCGCCUCAUCACCACCGGGCGCAUCGACAUCAACGACUUCUCGACCCAUCCAAAAGUCCCGCAAACGCAACAAGCGCAAGCGCGGUCAAGCUCAAGACUCGCCAGAAGUAACGCAGUGGUGA